CCAAUACCUUUAUUCGCUCUGUCUUCCGUUUGAGAUGGUGGCAAUGAAAUAUGACUACUGUUUUUUUAGUUUGGUUAAUUUGGGAUUCUGUUUUCUUUUGUGUUGCGUUUGAAUCAUGCUGUUGAAGUAUUAUGAGGAAGCUCUGCUUAUGUGAUUCGUAUUCUCGGAUAUUGUAAAAAUCAUAUUCGUUUGUUUAAAUUCGAGGUCAUAUUUUCUGGCUGCAUGUCGUCUAAAGUAUGAGUUCGUGAGUGUUCCAGAAUUUUUGCCUUAUGCAUUAAGAGAUUAAUUCACAUUCCCUUCGUGUAUUUACUGGUCAAAAACUUAUUCUGUGUUAUGUGGUAGAAUAGUCUAAACUCGUGUUGGAAGUCUCCCAUGAGUUGGAAAUUCUGUUAAGGUUAAGUUUUCUGUCAAUCUGCUUCUCUAAGUCUUUUAAUGUGUCUUGUUUGAUAUGCCUAACUAUCCAUGUAUGUUUGAUAGUAGCUAAGCAAUAAUAUCACCUUGGUUAACUCAGCUUAGCUCCUUCCCUUCAUUGUGUGAUCAGGCAGCUUGGUUUAUUGUCGAAAAUAUAUGGUCUGGCUUUAGUCAUUGAUGUUAGUUAGAUGAUGUUUUUUUGGGAAUUGAAAUCUGAAGUUUGAGAGGGAUGUGGUAAAGAAGUGCUACCUGUUAAAAAGAAAAACAAAAAAGGUAGAGAAAAUUUUCUAGUGUUAUAUAUCAUAAGGUGUUGGUUAAUCAGUUAACAACAUAUAGUAUUGUCACGUUUGUAGAUGUAGCAACUCCUGGCAAGAAAAAGCUUUAAAUUGAAUAGUUCACACUUAAUGGAGAAUAUAGGAUAUUGAGAAGUUAGCAAUCCUAUAUGAUCCAAUCAGACGUGAUUCGACCUUCAUGACACUACUCUGUUAUGCCAUGUUUUCAUAUUCUCUCUAGGUUCAAGUGGUGAUAGUACCAGCCUUUGUUGUGUGUUCUUUGAAUUAAGCUCAGUAGUGUUGUUGUAGAAUGGGUGUAGAUUGAGGAAUGCUUAGGUUCUAAUUACCCGACGAUAUAUGACAUCCUAGAUCUUAAAUUCUUUUCAACCCCAGUACUGAAACUGUCUUUUGCCCCUUUCUUUGCUUUGCCUAUGAUCCUCUAUUUUUUACAAACCAACAGCCCCCUUGAAAAAGGAUACGGGCAGAACAUAUUUCAGUUUCUGGUUUUGUUCUUUUUGCGUUUUGACCCUGCACAAUCCACUGGUCUGCUUUAAAUUUUUACAUCAUAUAUGGCUUGCCUCUCUCUAUGUUCUGUUAUUGGACUGGGAUUUAUUCCGUUAGUCAUUUAAAUUUAUCUAGGCUGCCAUUAUUUAUGUGAUGCUUUUUUUUAUCUAAGUUUCGGUUGUUGCUUUUUCUUUUUAUAUAUACUUGAAGUAUAGGUCUCAUAAAUCCUCACCGUACUAAUCCUUUUCUUUUUCAUUUUAUGCAUGACAUCUCGCAUACGAGUUCGAGGACUCGUCAUCUCCCGCAUUCGGUGUUGGGCUAAAAGCCCAAUGGAAUUUCCCUCGAGUCAGCCCCCAUCAGCCCAUUCGCAGCAAUCUGUUAAAAAUUCUGCUGGGCCGAAGCCCAACAGUAGCGGACAGCAACAGCCCUAUAAUGGGCUGAGCCUAUUUAAAUCAUUCUCACUCUUCUAUUUAUUUUUUGUGCCUUUAAUUUGUAUUGCGCAACUAGUACUUUACUUGAUUUGUUUGCUCUAUUUGUUUGUGUGGUAUUUGGUGAACAAUAAGACUAAUAACCGAUUUUAUUUAGUCAUGCUAAAUUUAUCUACAACUAGUAAAUUAAGGGAGUAUUUUUAUCACAGGUGGUAGUGUACUUCCUCAAGGGCAGUAGCUAAGAUAUUUUGGUUAUUAUAUAGAAUGUGAUUUAAGUUUAGAGAUUAAAAUCAACAACCCAACUGCUUGAGUAAAGGAAUUAAUUAUCGGACGAAUAAAAUAUCCAAGAAAUAUUGAUAAGUAGUAAUAAUCAAGAGUCCAUAAAGAGGAUACAUACAACAAUGCUGUUUAUUGGGGAUGAGUUAAGUGACACUUUGACCAUAGAUUUUAUGCAAUUCAGUUAACACAAAACAGAGAGACCCAAGUUGGAGAUUUUAAGAGAUUUAAGAUAUAGAGUUGCAUCCACAUUUUUAGCCUUAACUAAUUAAUCUAAGUCCGGUCGGUUAACCAUUAUUGAUGGAAUUUAAAGGAUGCCUAAUACCUUCCCUUUAGAUUAGUUGAACCCGUAUCUAGAAUCUUUUUUGGUUUCGUAGACUUUAUAAUAAUAUCAACUUUAGAUAAUUACUUUAAUUGACCUUAGGUGCCCUAAUUCACCGUAAAUAAUUAGGUGGCGACUCCCAACUUUAAUUAACCCCGGAAUUACCGGGAUGUUGUAAACUAUUUUGACUCCGGUUAAAACGGGGUAUGACAGUUACUACAUAUGCUUUAAGUGUUAUCUUUCAGUUAGAUAAGCUUUGUCAGUAUUUUGAUUAGUGCAAGCCUCCUAAUACAAGGAGUACUCUUAAGAAGAUAGUCACUGCAGACAUGUAUUUAAAUUUAUUGUGAUGUUCAAUACAAGAUACAGUUUUCCAUCACUUUUUCAAGUUUUUAUAGACCUCCAGAAGGCAAUUAAGAAAGUUGUUUUAGCGAAUUGACCCUUCUCAUUCAUUCAUUUUUCUGCAUUCCUUGUUAGGUGAUGGAUGAUAAAGUUGUACCAGAGCUUCCUGUGGAUGAUAAAACUGUAGCAGAGCUUACUAUCCCGGAAAAUGUUGCCAAAUCAUUUUUACUUGUGUCAAACUCAUCUUCUUUAGAAAAUGCACUAGAGAAGCUGAUAGAAGUUGCCAAAGAGGCGGGUGGACGGUUAGAUCUGUCAUCCAAAAGUUUUGUCACCACUGUUCUCCGUCUCUGCCAGUCUCUGUCAUCUAUCUCUUACCGCUACCUCCUUUUAUUGUCUCUUAAGUUACUUAGGAACCUGUGUGCUGGGGAGAUAAAAAAUCAGUAUGAGUUUCUUCAACAAAGAGGUGUUGAAAUUGUCAUGGAUGUUAUUACAUCUGUAGGACUUACUCCUGAUCCUGAUUGUGCGAUUAUUCGAGUUGGGCUGCAACUUCUGGGGAACUACUCUGUGGGUGGGGGAGAACGUCAAUGUGAUGUAUGGUACCAAUUGUUUCCUCAUAAGUUCUUGAAAUUUGCUGGAGUUAGAAGCAGAGAAAUAUGUGAUCCUUUAUGUAUGGUCAUUUACACUUGCUGUGAUGGUACUGAUGCACUGCUAAAAGGUUUAUGUUCGGAGCAAGGGUUGCCCAUUCUGAUAGAAAUUUUACGUACUGCAUCAGCCGUUGGUUUUAAAGAAGAUUGGUUAACGCUGUUGCUCUCAAAAAUUUGCAUUGAAGGCUCCUACAUUUCGUCAAUUUUCUUCAAAUUACAUUCAUAUCCUUCCAUUGAGAACAAUGGUGUUGUUACACAUGUAGCUGAUCAAUUUGUUAUUGAGCAACCUUAUCUGUUGAGUGUACUUUCAGAGAUCUUGAAUGAGGGAAUAGAGCAUAUUGUUGUUUCUGAUGAUUUUGCUUUAAGUAUCUUUGGGAUAUUGAAGAGUGCUGCUGUGGUUGUUGACUUUUCAAUAAGAGGGAAAGGUGGUCUUCCGACGGGGUCUGCUCCUAUUGAUGUUCUAGGAUACUCUGUCACCAUCUUGAGAGAUAUUUGCGCUUGUGAUCACUUGACAAGCUCUAAGGAAAAAAGUUCAAAGGAUGUCGUGGACGAACUUGUUUCCUCUGGGCGUAUUGAAUAUCUUUUGGACUUGCUUCGAGAUCUUGAACCGCCAACGACAAUCAGGAAAGCAAUGAAGCAGGAUCAGAUCAAGGAGGAGACAGUAUCUUCUUCAUUUAGGUGUUGUCCGUACCAAGGUUUCCGGAGAGAUAUCGUUGCCAUCCUUGGAAAUUGUGCUUAUAGGAGAAGGCACGUCCAAGAUGAGAUUAGAGAUAAAAAUGGGAUCCUUCUACUGCUACAACAGUGUGUUGUAGAUGAAGAUAAUCCUUUCUUAAGGGAGUGGGGAAUCUGGUGUGUGCGAAACCUAUUGGAAGGAAAUGCAGAAAACCAACGAGCUAUUGCUGAUUUGGAGCUUCAAGGAACUGUUGAUGUUCCAGAACUUGUUGGACUUGGGCUUCGAGUAGAAGUUGAUCCCGCAACUCGACGUACAAAGCUUGUAAAUGUUCCAUGAUAUGUUAAGAGAUGAAAGUAAAAGUUGUCGCUCCUGGAAUUGACAAACUGAUUGUUCAGGAGACUUGUUUCUGGUUUGGCUUAAGAGUGAUUGACAGGUUUAGGGAUGGCCCAUAAGAGAGUACAUAACAAGGAAUAAAGGAGGUGGGUAUCACACCAAGGUAUGAAGAUUAUGUUGAAGUUGUGGAGGUAAAGAUGCAAAGAAUAUGGCAAAAUGGACACGAUGAUUCUAGUUCUCCUCCAGACCAACCUUUAUGUAGUAUGUGAAUGUUUUCUUUAAUGUUUAAAACAUCUUCUAUCUCAUUUGUAAAAAGGAUAAUUUAGCUAAGAGAAAAGGCUCGGAGUGACCCUAGCAAGAAACAUUUCGGAUGGGGAUAUUCCUAGCUGAUUGUAAAGUCAAUAUCCUCUACAUAAAUUAGCUAUGAGUUUAGUAAUCCAAGCUAACAUUUGCAAAUGUUGCCUUGCAAAACGUCAUAGCUAAAUUAGCUAUAACCAAUAUCUUUAGCUAAAAUCAACUAUGGAUGUCCGGCAAGGGUCAUUUAGCUAGAACAGCAUUAGCAGGAUUCUACAAGUUAGCGAUUUCGUCUCUAGUUAAUUCCAUGUAAAUUUUAAUAUUGUUAGACUUGUACCGUUCGAAUUCCGUGUGCAUAGUGGAGUAUAUCGUUACUAAACUCA
Messenger RNA from Lycium barbarum (goji berry), 4879 nucleotides. RefSeq lists its product as uncharacterized. The transcript has 3 exons. The record is from RefSeq and is a predicted model, not a curated record. Gene Ontology annotation, cellular component: cytosol. NCBI's taxonomy places the organism in Eukaryota, Viridiplantae, Streptophyta, Magnoliopsida, Solanales, Solanaceae. Bases 2691 to 4205 code for a protein of 504 amino acids.